AUGGCGGCGUUGGAUCGCGCCAACGAACCAGAAAACCCCGUUCUACUCCGUCCACGUAUUCCCUCCGGCGAUAACUCCGUUUGGGCCGAUGUAUCGCCUCUUCUCCAUGCCGCUUGUCAAGAUCUUCAAGAGGGAGACCUCAUCCAUGGAGAUAAUUUCAAUCUAUAUGCUGCCAUGUCUGCUUUGGAGAUAAUGGAUCCGAAAAUGGACUCUGGUAUGGCUUCUGCUUACUACUCUCUUGAUGAAGCGAUUGAGAAGGGUGCUGCUCCGGUUCCUAUUAGUUCUGAUAAAACUACUGAUGUUCGAUGCAUAAUUGACAUCAUGGACCAUCUACUAGCAUGUGAGGCAACAUGGCACAAGGGUCAUUCGCUGGCACAAACUGUCUAUUCUUGCCUCUAUCUUCUACGGCCUGAAAGGACAUCAUCGCAUGCCCUGUUGCAUUCUUACUGCCAAGUCAUACGUGCAACCUGCAAAGCAGUUCUUUCAGUUGUUGCAGAGGCACGGACACACGAAGAAGAAGAUUUAUUUGUCAUGGUAUAUGGACUUCCUCUGAGUGGAGAUGGAAAGGAAAGGUGUUUACCUUUGUUAAAUGCUGUUGAAGAAACAAUAUGUCGUCAACUGCGUGCUUCUAAAACUUCAUCCAAAAGAAGAGUAUCAGAAGAUAUAGAGCCACUUCAAAAUAAUCCUGAUCUGGAAGAAGGAUACUGCAAAGCCCUGCUAUGCCGAUUACGUUUUCGUAAGCAUUUUUACCAUCUUUUGAUGUCUAUGAAACGACCCCAAGGAGGAGGUUUGGAGUUGGCAAGAGAACACAUAACAUCAUGCAUUUCAGAGAUUGGUCACAUUCGAAAAUCUUCAGACUUUCUUAGAGCCAAUGCUCCGGAAAUGUCUGAACGAAAUGUAGAAAAUACAACUGCAUCUGGUUGUCAACCAAUUGGCUUUGAUGCUAGUUUAAAUUCUAGAUUAUCAGCUCCAACACCGCCGCGGGCAAUCAAAAUAUUUUGUUUAGAAAAGGCUCUCGAAUAUUUUGUGAAACUCCUUCAUGAUCUAGAUGUUAUAUGUUCCUACUCAUUGGACCCAUCGUUGGAGGCUGCCUUGCUCUUUGUGGUUAAAUUCCAGAAAUCUCAACCUGAUUUGAUUUCAAGAGCUCAUCUUCAGCUUCUGCUGGUCCAGAACGGGAAACUCUUUGGUCGAUACCCUAUGUUUUCUAUGAUCAUUAGAGCUGCUGGAUUACCUGAAGUCGCAGAGAAUCAUGAAUUUCAGAAAAGUCAGCUUAUGGUGCAACUUGAACAGACAGUGAUCAAUUUACUCAAAAUUAUCUGUACAAAUGCCGCAUGGCAAAGGCGUAAACUGGGGAAAAUGCUACAAGAUUUGCGUGUCACCCAUGUACAGCUGGAGCUAGCUUUCAAAAAGGAGUUUGGAAACACUUCAAACAACGAGAAUAUAGGUUUCAAAAUAUUCCAACAUAUUCUCGUGUGGUUGGAAGAGCAAACUUAUUGGAUAGCUUUUCGAUUUCUCACUGUGGGAUUUGAAUUGGAACUCUAUGCUGACCAUGAUUAUUGCAUGGUGUACUGGUAUAUUUACAUCGUGUUGAUCAAUCUUGCAGAGAAGAAGCAUCUCCGGAUAGCAAUGAGCAGUGGCGCUGGUAAAAAGAAGACGAAGAAAAAAAGAGAUUCUUUAAAAGAUGGGGGAAAGAAUUAUCAGAUCUCAGAUGCUGUUAAGUUUCUUCAGAGCCAAAUAUAUCUAGCUGAAGGUUUAGGCAUGAUGCUAGCUGCUUUGAGGAAUGAGUGCAAAAUUGUUCCACCGCAAAGUCCUUUCACUACAGAACACGAGAUAUUUAUCCAGCAAUUUGAUCUUUUGCUGAAAGCUUGUCUUCCUGAAAGUAUCUCAUAUCAGACAUACAAGGAAUCAACUGCCCAGGCUAACUUCUCUACCCUAGUUAUGUGUGAUUACUUCAAAGUAGCACAAAAGAUGGCAAAAGAGCUGAAAACUAAUUUCGCCAAUGAUCUUGACAUGAUGGCUGAGCUGGGGAGAAUAGAGCAAGUAGCAGAGCGCAACAACAUUGCCUUGACAGUGAUUUCCCGGCUAGGAGCAGCCGAUCCAUCGAUGAAGAUUUCUUUUACGUUAUGCCAUCAUCCUUUCUUUGCAACUGCUAUUGUGAAGAGAUCUUGA
This is a messenger RNA of Lathyrus sativus (Indian pea), 2169 nucleotides long. The record is from the annotation of a GenBank genome assembly. Lineage: Eukaryota; Viridiplantae; Streptophyta; Magnoliopsida; Fabales; Fabaceae.